Marchantia polymorpha subsp. ruderalis is the source of this 4180-nucleotide messenger RNA. The record is from the annotation of a GenBank genome assembly. Lineage: Eukaryota; Viridiplantae; Streptophyta; Marchantiopsida; Marchantiales; Marchantiaceae.
CGUCUAUGUGACCUACACACUGUGUAACAUUGGGCCAAGAGGCUUCCCGAGGAAACUCAGCAACCGAACCCCACAAGGAGGAACCUCGUAAUCGGCUAGCAGAGGAGGUAUUUUCUGAUUGCACAUAUGAGAUGGUCUGGAGGGAUUGAGGAUUUCGAUUGAGCGAUAAGCUGUCGCUCAAUUGAAAUCUGGAAGCGAUCAGAAAUGAGCUUUGUGUUGUCGCUGAGAACACAAAAGCACUUAUGUUAGCACUUGUCUACUGACGAGGAGGAGAAGUAAAUAUAUCACAUACUCUCCAUCGUUCUUCUAGAACGGGCGUCGAUUAUACAAAUCAAAUACAAUGUCUCUGCCCCCUGCGGAUUCAGCCACUGCCGCGCUGAGGGUCAAUCGGUUAAGCGACUCUAUAUACGAACUUUACAAGCCAGGAGUUGAGUCACUGCUGGACAUUGUAUUCUUUCAUGGCCUACAAUUGUCACACACCUCUGAUGCUCACGUAUCUACAUGGAGGUCACGCGGUUCUCAGAAGGAAGUAUGGCCGAUGACCUGGCUCCCGGAAGAGUUUCCAAGAGCUCGGAUUCUCUCUGUCAAUUACGAUGCUUGUAUCACGACAUCAGCAGAGCGUGGAAGAUUAGACCUCUACUGCACAGCUGAAAGUUUGAUGGAAGAUCUUAAAUCUGCAAAGGAGGGGCAGCAUCCCUGGCGUCCAGUUAUACUUGUCGGUCACAGUUAUGGAGGCUUGGUGAUCAAACAAUUGUGCCUCCACGCGCACUUCAGCGAAAGCUUGGAUCGCUCUCAGUCCCCAAUGGCUGGAUUUCUCAACUGCGUCAGAGGAAUUUUCUUCUAUGGAACGCCCCAUCGCGGAAUGUCAUCUUUCUUUAGUCCGAAUGGAACAGAGCUGAAAGAUGCUAGCCCUCUAUUGAAAUAUGUGAAGGUGCUUUGCGCAGAAUCAGCUCGCCUUCAUCAAUAUUUUGAUUCUUUACGUUUGAUCCACAAGUGGAGCAUUGCUGGAGUCGGAGAAUCGAAAGUUACUCUAUUUUUUACGCCUGAAGGGAAGUCUCAGAGUGAGAUGAUUGUAGGCGAGGGUUCAGCUCGGUACCACAACUUCACUAUGGAAGCUGAGGAUCAUUACUCUCUCUGCCAGCCCGAGAGCAGGACGUCAAAUACUUACAAACGGUUGACAGCGUUCAUUCAAAGUACUGAUAUCAAAAAGGUGGUGCCAUCUUCGGCACUUAUUGAGGUCCCGAAGAUGGCAAUGAUGCUACAUUAUAUCCUCUUUGAAAAGGUUCAAGAUAUCUUACGCAUAGCUCCAGCAAUAGCUCUUUGCGGCAUGGGCGGUAUAGGGAAAACAACUCUCGCGAAGCUGUUGUUCAAUAAGCUGAGUGCUGAAUUCGAAUAUACUUGUUUCCUUCAGUUGCCGAAGGGAGAAAUCAAUGGAGAUUACAUGAAAGAGCUAGAAGGCAGAGUGUGUUCGUCGAUGCAUCACCAUGGCUUGAAGGUUGCUCUUAUGGGGAAAGUGUGUGAUUGGACUCAUUUGACGCUAAAAAGACUUCUCCUUGUUCUGGAUGACAUUGACAAUAAUCGCCAUGUUGAAUUUCUCAAGCAUAUAUCUUCGGUGAACAAUUGCGCAAACAGUCGGUACAUUGUUACCUCUCGAAGCUUAGAAUAUUUGAACAGAUGCAUUGUGACCUCUGGAGAUAGGGAUAUUGACGCAUGCGUGUUCAACGUGGAAUACUUGAAUUUCAAGAGCUCCAAAGAGUUAUUUAUGAGUCACGCUUUUCCUUAUCCGACCAAACCGAGUCCAUCACUUGCGGAAUGGGUAGACAAGAUCGUCGCGAAAUGUGACGGACUACCAUUAACCCUGGAGGUGAUGGGCAGUUAUUUGAAGAAGAAAGACAGUGAAAGCAUAUGGAGUCAGUGUUUCGACGCUCUGGAUGAAGCAGAAAACAUUUCCGAUUGGGAUGAACGGUUGUGGGCGAAGUUGGAAGUGAGCUACAAGACUUUAAAGCCUGAUGAGAAAGAAAUAUUCCUUGAUGCUGCGACUUUCUUCAACAAUUCCAUCUGGAACCUGCGAGAAGCUAAGUCUUGCUGGCGUGUGCUCUAUGGCUACCAAGAUAUACGAUGUAGGACUUUGGUAGAUUUGUGUCUCGUCUACGAUGUAGGCGAAAUGGAAGGGAUACAAAUGCACGAGCAAAUGAGGUCUUUGGGAAUGAAAUUGGCUAGGACAUGGGGAAAUAAUCGCAUAUGUAGGACUUGGACUAAGAGCAAUGUCCUCUCGACGUCAUCCAACACUAAUAUGAAAAUUGAGGAGGUCAUAACGCUUCGACUUGAAGACUCGAUGCCCCUCAACUCCAGCAAAAUUGGCGAGAUGAAGAAGCUACGAUAUUUGGAUUCCAAGAAGGAGUUGAUGUUGGAUGAAGUAGGUGGCAUGCUUUCAAAAACCGUGGUACUUCUUCGACUGCGUGGAAAAGUGAAUAGUCUUUGUGACCUGGUCGACCGAGGUCGUGACCGUUUGGCUGUUUUGGACUUGAAGGCACCGCUCACAUGUUUGCCAACAACCGUCAGCGAGCUGCGAAACCUUGAAAUCUUGAAGUUCCAAGACUGUCUCUUCGAAGAUCUUCCCGAAACGUUCGGACAACUUCCCAGGCUUCGUCAUCUGACAUUUAGCAGUUGCCACAGACUUCGUUCACUCCCCGAAGCGGUCGGACGGCUCUCGGAGCUGCGGUGUUUGGAACUUCAUCACUGUUUCAAUUUUAUAGCAUUUCCGGACUCGUUCGUCCAGCUCCCCCGUUUGGAGAGUUUGAUCAUGACGACACUGCGCAAUCUUCAAAGGUUGCCUGAGGGUUUCGGAAAUCUGUCCCAGCUACAACUGCUGAUAAUAUCAAAAGCGGAUGUAAUCUCAGAAUUGCCUGAGAGCUUCGGCCAGCUCCCCCGUUUGGAGACUUUGAUCAUGAUGACACUGCGCAAUCUUCAAAGGUUGCCUGAGGGUUUCGGAAAUCUGUCCCAGCUACAACUGCUGAUAAUAUCAAAAGCGGAUGUAAUCUCAGAAUUGCCUGAGAGCUUCGGCCAGCUCCCCCGUUUGAAGGGUUUGAUCAUGGACCAACUGCCCAAUUUUCAAAGGUUGCCUGAGGGUUUCGGAAAUCUGUCCCAGCUAGAAGGGCUGAUGAUAAUAACUGGGGAUAAAUUCUCAGAAUUGCCCGAGGGUUUCGGAAAUCUGUCCCAGCUAGAAGUGCUGGUGAUAAUAACUGGGGAUAAAUUCUCAGAAUUGCCCGAGGGUUUCGGAAAUCUGUCCCAGCUAGAAGUGCUGGUGAUAAUAACUGGGGAUAAAUUCUCAGAAUUGCCCGAGGGUUUCGGAAAUCUGUCCCAGCUAGAAGUGCUGGUGAUAUCAACUGGGGAUAAAUUCUCAGAAUUGCCCGAGGAUUUCGGAAAUCUGUCCCAGCUAGAAGUGCUGGUGAUAUCAACUGGGGGUAAUUUCUCAGAAUUGCCCGAGGGUUUCGGAAAUCUGUCCCAGCUAGAAGUGCUGGUGAUAUCAACUGGGGAUAAUUUCUCAGAAUUGCCCGAGGAUUUCGGAAAUCUGUCCCAGCUAGAAGUGCUGGUGAUAUCAACUGGGGGGGAUGAAUUCCCAGAAUUGCCUGAAAGCUUCGGCCGUCUCGCUCGACUGCAAUGGCUGAUUCUCGAUUUUAUGCCUGGCCUCCAAGCUUUACCUGAAACUUUUGUGGAGCUUUCGGAGCACUCGAGUUUGAUUGGUGGGCGGCAUUUCCACCGUAAAGGAUCCGAUGAUUUGAGCCGUGACGAAAAUCCUGAUAUAACAGCAAAACUUCUUCGUUCAGAUUUUAUCAAGCAAUUCUUGCUAGGACCUGUUGCUAGUUUUGGAAAGGAAGUCGAUCUCCUUCAUGACAUAAAUGAAUUAUUUUGUGAAGAACGGAUUCAUUGAAGAACCCACAACGAUAUGUUGUGGGAGUUUAGAUGGUGCCUAUUAGGAUAGAUACGCACGCAUACGCUUAGCGUAUCUAAGGCCAACUGAUGCAGAGCAGUAGGCCGCCAAUUCCUACCCGCUAUUUACAUCGAUUUAAAGCGUUACGUGAGGUUUCGCGUAGUUGGAAAUGAGCUUGCAGAGCUAUUGUUGACGAAGUAUGAAAGUGUAACACACAACUGUGUCGACCGUAUUGUGUAAUGUAUCCCU